CUUACACGUCCAUACCUUAUACUUCAAUGAUUUCCAAGUUCUGACAAUGUUCACUUUGAUUCACGGCUUAGUUUCUCAAAGUCCGCCGGCGAUUGUGACUAGAAUAUUGACUUUCGUUAGCAAUAUUGAUGGAUAAGCCAAAGAACUCCGCAAUCGCCAAAUGGGGUGCCGCAUGUUCUCCGUGUGCUCUAGCGAAAGCAAAGUGUAUCCGCUCGAGUAAUGUACCAAGUGCUAAAUGUGAUAGAUGCGAACGAUUAGAAAAGGAUUGCGUCGGUCAAGUACACAAGCCAAGGAAGAAAAGACAAAGCAGGCCUUCUAAGACGGCUCAGCUCGAAGAGAGACUGAAUAAUCUCGUCGACUUCAUCAAAGCUAAUAACUCUGGCGAUGUCCCUACUCCGUUGCGCCAGGUCUCCGCAACUAGACAGCUUUCUCCGUAUUCAGGGGAGGCCGAAGGGUCGGUGCAACUCCAAAGCCCCGAGAUAAGUGCAGCUCAUGGCAACACUCCGACUCAAGAUUUGAGGAUAAACCGCGAACCAGCAACAGCUGUAUUGCCAAUACCAAACUCUUACAAUGAGCGUGCUCCUCGCAUAUGUGUCUGCCGCGGUCCGGCGGGCGAAGUUCCUAUUCCGCCUGAGCCGGAUGAAACAAACCUGUCGAUUUAUAUAGAGAAACUCAUGCCGAACUACCCAUUUGUUCCGUUGCCAAUAGGGACUACGACGUCCGAGCUAGCAUCGAAACGUCCUUUCCUACUUUCCACGAUCCAGAUGGUAGCAUCGUACCGCAACAUUAAGUCUAUGAGAGCCCAGAACUACUUCAUACUGAAACACAUAUCCGAGCAUAUGUUGAUGCGCUCUGAACGGUCUUUGGAGAUUCUCCAGUCCAUCCUUCUCGUUCUGGGAUAUUAUCACUACCAUUGCAUGGUACAUGCGCAGAUGAACAAUCUGAUAGGAUUAGCGAACAGCCUAACCGCGGACCUGGGCAUAAAUAGAAAUCCCGAAUUGCAAGAAAGGACAAAGUUAUUACAGACAAAUUCCGAGGCUCCUCCGCCAGUCAGAACCAACGAAGAAAGGAGGGCGCUUUGCGGGGUCUGGUAUAUGACUUCGAUUAUCUCUCUCGCGUUCCAGCGAAUCGAUCCUCCCAGAUAUACGCCAUACAUCGAUCAGUGCUUAAGAGAGCUUGAGGCCGAUGGAGAGUAUAAAUCAGACUUGCUUCUCGUCCAACUAGUCCGUAUCCAGAAUCUCUCCGAGCGCAUCGCGCAACUGCACGUGAAAGAUCACGUCGCGAACGAAAUAAACACGAUCACUCGUGCACCUGCGAGCGCUUACUCGAACAUGUUCCACGCGGAGUUAGAGAAGUUCACGGAGUCUCUACCUGCUAACUUAGUAACGAAUCAGCUCAUCACCUGCCACAUCAACACGGCAAAGCUGCGCCUAUGGGAGCCCCCUCGGAUCGACGCCACGCUUCUGGAGAAGAUAUCGAACUCCCUAGCGUCCCUAUCCUUAGACUCGGCCUCCUCGCUCGAUAUAUUCUACCGGGCUAGCGCGACGCUCAGGUCGUGGUUCGAAUUCUGGUUUUCCAUAGAAGUGACGGACUACUUCGUCCUGCCCAUGCCCGUGUCGGCUCAGCUCAUCAACGCCGUGACGAUGCUGGCCCGGUGGUCCAAGCUCUCGAGCCCCGACCGCAGCUUCAAGCUCGCCCCGAACCCGGCGUCGGCCCAGAUGGUCCGGAACGACCCGGGCUGCGGCGGGGCGGCGCUCGUCCCCGUCCCCGCUCUCAGGGCUAAGGAUAUCGACCCCGCGAUACCCUCGGCCGUGCACGCGAUACGCACGCAUCUGCUCUCGCAGCCAGAGCUCCACAUCGACGUCCCGGGCAUCCUGCAGGCCAUGGCCUCGCGGUUCGAGCAGGCGCAGGCGGAGAGCCAGAAGCAGGGCGGCGUGCCGUGGGAUAACGACACGUGGGACAUGGCAGCGAAGAAGAUCAAAGGCACGCGUCUGAAGCUCGAGCGCUGGGCUGAGCUGGUUGCCGCCGCGGAUAGCGAGAGGCGGAAGCCCGGGUUGUCGACGGGCACGGGCGUUGGCGGUGGACAAGACCUUAAUGCCGGUCAGGGUAUGGAUGGGAAUUGGAAUAUGGACUCUUCGUCAGGGUUAGAUGUUGACGGGCAACCAUCCUACGAAGAAUGGAACCCCGGUAUUUCGUGGGCUAAUGAUUUCUUUGAGGGCUUGGGCCUGGAUCAGAAUUUUUUCUUUGAAGGGCCGGUGGACUAUGGCACGUCUAUCUUGACUAACUUUUAAGUUGCUGAUGGCUUGGGAAAUAUGGCUGGUUCCUGGGACAUCUUGUAUAAUCAACACACAAUCUUGUAUAUUAAUAUAGCAAGCGUAAUUAGUACGAUUGUUCAUCAACAUAUUUCCCUUCACUACUCUAUAAUCCCGUUGAUUAUACAAAAUUAGAAAAGGGGCGGUUGCGAGAAGGGGCGAGAAUGAUAAUAGGGCCGUGGACAGACACUAUAAAAAGAGUAUCGAGAGACGUUACCUAACUAAGUAUCCAGCGCCGUGUAUAUUAAUAGAAUUGCGGGCUAUAGUCUUUGUCUUCGGGGAAGCGUACCAAUUAUUAGGGGAUGCUCUUGAGAAACUUUUGCGCCUUGGCGCCGCGGAAUCGCUUCUCUCCAUGAUAA
Molecule: messenger RNA, 2671 nt
Organism: Annulohypoxylon truncatum
Lineage: Eukaryota; Fungi; Ascomycota; Sordariomycetes; Xylariales; Hypoxylaceae
Exons: 5
Coding region: 129-2291 (720 amino acids)
Biological process (GO): regulation of DNA-templated transcription; DNA-templated transcription
Cellular component (GO): nucleus
Molecular function (GO): DNA-binding transcription factor activity, RNA polymerase II-specific; transcription cis-regulatory region binding; zinc ion binding
Source: RefSeq, a predicted model, not a curated record